CUCUAUCUGUACCAACGGUAGGGAAGGGACCAAAAAGCACCACGCGUGUACUGCGAACCAUCUUCCCCCUUUCCAUCCACUCUUCCACCGGCAAAGAGCUAUCAGAAUUUUCUUCCCCACCGCACAUUCGAAUCACUUUCCGCAUAUUGAAUCCCACAACAUUGUCAGAGGUUGAAAAUAUCGGUUCACCCCUCCCCGUCAUGGAGAACAUGCUUCCGCAAGAAACCCUGCAUGGCUGAGAGUGGCUUUGCAUAAUCGCCCUACGUUUUAUUCACCUCCAACCCACUCACACUUCGGAAGGCGGAUCGCCACCUCACAACUUUCCUUCUCUACCAAUACUUUGUUCGCCCCAAGACCACGCUGGCCCCGCUCUAAGCGACAAGCUCCCGCAUUCAACGCUGCAACGCCUUUGUCCCUCGACAUCCCAUAUUCGUCAUCUCAUCCUACAGCGUCGCAUCGUGUGAACGAUGGCCACAGAUCCUACUAACAGCGCGAGAGACGUGCGCCAACGCUCUUCGACACCUUUCUCAAACGCUCGCGAAUCUCCUACCGUCGAAGUAGCAAACACGGAGAAGCCCGAGUCGGACGCGAUCGACGCGACGACGACAGUGCUCCCAACCAAGGAACAUGCAAAGAAAGCGCGUGUUGGAAAGAAGACGCCAACCCGGCGAGAGCUUUUCUCCUCGGAGGGUAACGCCAGCUCUUCUACCAACAAUUCCGCGAAGUCGGGCAUCAAGUUGGAUUUGCGAACCGGCAAGAAGCGCAAGUCCAGCUCCGAGGUGGACGAGAAGGAUGGCGAUGAAGAAUCAGCUCCAACUGCGAAGAGAGCCAAGACGACUAAGCGUCGCAACAACGCCUCAAGUCGCGCUCCCACUCCACCUCCUAUCGCUCUGCCCGAACCCCUUCCCGCGCCCCUGGCACCAGCAGUCGGACAUGCCGUCACCGCGAUGCGCAAGUUUGCUUUCCAAACGUAUCGCGCGACAGACAGCUGCCUCUUCCGUGACAGUACCAAUCGAAACCACAUCUCUCUCUCGACAACAACGCUCGUCUCCGCCGUCUCUCGCCUUCUCAGAUACUGGCAAGUCGGAGACCCGUCAUCAGCCUCGAUCUCUGACGUCAGCGACGCGAUCGUGAGGUAUUUCGACAGCGAAUACCCCGUGGGUGUAGUGCAGUGCGUCGUCAUAGACGUAUCGACGCGUACAGCCCUCGAGGAGCGCAUCCACGCGAAGAUCCGUGGGCAUGGGCCGGAGUGGGUAAGGCUACUGGAGAUGGAGCUCGAGAUGGCCGGUCAGGAGCUGGAGACGCAACUCGGCUUGAACUGGUACGCAACAGAGGGUGUCCAGCUCGACUUUAACUCCCAGGCGACCGAGGGUUCGCUGGGCUUGUAUCGACGCACGACCGAGGAGGGGUUUCUAGGACGCGUUCGAGGGAUGUGGAACGACGGCGUUGAGGGAGAGGCAGAUGUCGCUACGAGCGAGCUGGCGACAGCAUCAGCAGACGAAGAUGAGGCCGUGACAGGCGCACAACUGAGACGCAUGCUGGACGCGCGGUUUUACUCGCGCGCUGGAGUCUCGGGCGCGGAACUGGAGAAAUUGCUGAACGAGCCCGCCGCUCUCGAAGAUGCUGCCGGAUUCCCGGUCGCGACUUCAAACGCCUCUGAAGAGACAGCGGCCCUCCCUGGCAUGAUUGGCAACGACCAUGCACCCUCUGACGCAACCGAAUCGCACAACCCUUCCGGCACGAAAGCCAAAACGCCUCCUCUCCGUGGCCCAGCUGGUCUUCCUCCUGACGACACGCACUCCUCCUCCCAGUCGCAGCACCGCGAAGACUCGGUUCAGAGCCCUGAGAGCGAAUACCGCCCCGGCGCCUUUGCUCUAAGCGCAGCAGAGGAACGAAAAGAUGGGUUAAUGAUCGAGGAUGAGGAGCAAUUCGGCGGUCUGCUUGAUCUUGCCGAGUUCUGAAAGCAGCAUGUCGCCUUGACGGCAGAGCAGCCCAAACGAGAGGCGGAGGAUGAGAGAUACGAAACAGAUGGCAGGCACAAGGGGGUGGACUGCGAAGAGUUGGGUGGUGUUGGAUGAUGGGAUGGUGUAUCGAGGGACUGGAGAUGAAAGAACUCGAAUUCGUAUUCGCGAAGUCAGUCCUGUUUGCCGGACAUUCCUGGUGCUACCAUGAUGCGCGGCACGGAAUGUUGCCAGGCGCGUACUCGGCAAACUUGGAAGGCCACUUGAAUACAAACGAAGCAGGCAAGCAGUGAAACGAGACGGAAUUUGAAACGA
Neohortaea acidophila is the source of this 2276-nucleotide messenger RNA. RefSeq lists its product as uncharacterized. NCBI's taxonomy places the organism in Eukaryota, Fungi, Ascomycota, Dothideomycetes, Mycosphaerellales, Teratosphaeriaceae. The coding region runs from base 468 to 1961 and encodes 497 amino acids. The transcript has a single exon. The record is from RefSeq and is a predicted model, not a curated record.